AUGGCCUCCACAGCUGAACCAUCUCCUUAUAGUAGUUCAAGGAGAAGAGAUGACUCAGAGUUCAAUUUGAGAGAAUGGACAUUGAAAGCUCGAAUCAGUCGUGAGAACACCAAUUCCAGAAGGUACUCAGGAUCUUACAUGAGGAGCUUUAGAGAAGACACAAGGUCUUUUAGAUCAAACAUAACCAUUUCUAGCACUGCUUCUUCACCUGGAUACCCCUUAAAAGAUGAAAUAGACCCUUCAACAUACUCUUUCACUACUGCUCUUAAAGCAUUACAAGCAAGGGCAGGCUUUAACAGUUGGGAGUGCUUAUCCCCAGAUGGGUUUGCUUUAAAUUCAAAGUGGAAUGAAGCAGAAAGGUAUAUAUGCAACCCUCUCUCAGGGGAGGUACCAAUGGAGUGUUUAUCUGCAAAAACUCUUAGUGGAAGAUCGUUUAGAAAUUCAACAAACAGAAUUACCAUGUCUGCUCCUCUAGUUUAUUCUUCAAGACAAAUUCAAACAAAGCCAUCAACCUACACACAAGAAGUUGUGGCUCUUCAACUUCCCAUUUCAGAAAAGAAGAAAGAGGGAAUGACAAGAGAUGUGGGGACUCAAAGCACACCUCCUUAUCUUAGUUCAAGCAGCCCCAGCCCUGCUUCAACUCCAUCCAUCAUAGAGAGAUCAAAAAAUCGAGCUGCAGACUCACCUAAUUCAAAUGCCAAAACAAAAUCUGAGGAAGAGGUUGAAGUGAAAGAUAAAGAAACAUGGGAGACAAAAGAAACAGAAAGAGAAAAGAAUGAGUGGAGGAGGGAAAAGGAGCAACUUUGUAAGCAAGGUGGGUGCUUUUCAUGGAUAUUGAAGAAGAAAAAGAAAGGACAACAUUUGCUUGAUAAAAUUGUUAUAGCCGCCUUUGUGCACUUGAAAUUCAACAUUCCAUUCUUCUCCUUUGCUCUCUUGAUCAUCAUCCCCAUGCGUUUGCUCCUGUUUCACCUUCCUGUUCUUAUUUGCAAUCUUCGCUUAUCUCCGAAAGAUCUAUGUUAUCCUCGUCAUUGUGUUGCAAAAGGAUCGCUCCGAAAGAUCUUGUUUAAUUUGCGCAGUCGUUACGUUCCAUUUGCAAUUGGCAGCAUGCAUGGUUCUUGCCUUGGAGGGUUAAUCAUGCUAUAG
Molecule: messenger RNA, 1143 nt
Organism: Gastrolobium bilobum
Lineage: Eukaryota; Viridiplantae; Streptophyta; Magnoliopsida; Fabales; Fabaceae
Exons: 6
Coding region: 1-1143 (380 amino acids)
Source: RefSeq, a predicted model, not a curated record